Messenger RNA from Fukomys damarensis (Damara mole-rat), 2175 nucleotides. RefSeq names its product tripartite motif-containing protein 60. Gene Ontology annotation, molecular function: protein binding; zinc ion binding. The record is from RefSeq and is a predicted model, not a curated record. NCBI's taxonomy places the organism in Eukaryota, Metazoa, Chordata, Mammalia, Rodentia, Bathyergidae. The transcript has 2 exons. The coding region runs from base 523 to 1950 and encodes 475 amino acids.
AUAAAAGUGAAAAGAUUGACAGGGGCAAUUUUUGUUUUGCUUUGGUGCUGGAGACUGAAUCCAAGGACGCAUGUGUGCUAAACGCCAGCUGGAUCACAGGGCCGGACCCCAGCCCGGAAUAAUGGGAUUUCAGCGAAGGGAGAGCUCACACUCGCCUCCCUGCCCUGGCUCAGUGGGCAUGCGCAGGUCCCUCACGCCCACUCCUGGCAACAGCCAAUCACCGUGCAGGCUGAGCGUGCCCGUCCAGGGCGACCGAUGCUCCUUAAAUGUCAGGGACAUCUGUGCUGAGCCAGUGGUGUUCCCGGCUGCACAGCGAAGGAUGUGAGCGGCUGACCCACCUGCUUCAGGAAGGAUCACAUCUUUCUUGAAGAAACCCGCUAAACUGCGGUGUCCGUGGACUAAUCCGAAAAGCCGCAGCUUUGAAUUCUUGUCCUCUGGGUUUGGGCGCGGAGGAGUGAAGACCUCGUUGGUAGCCGGAGGCCUGCAGGACGGAGGGGCACCCACUCGCACCACGCCAGCCCCAUGGCGUUCGCCUCGACGGUGGCCUCCCUCCAGGAGGAGAGCUGCUGCCCCGUCUGCCUCGAUUACUUCAAAGACCCGGUGACCAUCGACUGCGGACACAACUUCUGCUGUGACUGCCUGAGCGCGUGCUGGGAGGACCUGGCCGACACCUUCCCCUGCCCGAUCUGCCGCUUCUCCUACUACGACAGGAGCUUCCGCCGGAACCCGCAGCUCCGCAGCCUGGCGGAGGCUGUGCAGAAGCUGGGGGUGCGGAGGAGCAAGCGCAAGUGGCCGCAGCAGCCAGAGCGCGCUGCGUGCAAGAAGCACCAUCAGGCGCUGACGCUGUUCUGCGACAAGGACCUGGAGCUGCUGUGCACGCGCUGCAGCUUCACCCCCAAGCACCUGGACCACCACGUGAGCCCCAUCGAGAGCGCCGCGCCGCACCACCGCGGGCUGCUGGAGGGCAGAGUGGAGCCGCUGCGGAGCAGAGUGGAGCAGCUGGAGAAGAUGAUCGCGCUGCAGGGCAGCAAGACGCUGGAGCUGCGUAAGGAGGCCGAGGCCAGGAGGAGGGAGAUCGAGGAGGAGUUCGAGCAAGUCCGGCAGUUCCUGCAGGGCGAGCAGGAGGCUGCGCUCAGAAAGACACGCGAGGAAGAGGUGCAGAUCUUAGCAGAAGUGAACCGGAGCCUGGGCGCCUUCUCCGCCCAUGCGUCCGGUCUAAAGCGCCUGCUGAAGCACGUGGAGAACAGGAGCGAAGGCUCGGAUGUGGCUGUACUGAGGUCCCUGAAGGGCAUCGAGGACAGGUGGCAGAAGCUCAGGCGCCCCGACAGCUGCACCUGCACCCUGGAGCUGAGCGGCUUCGAGGUGAGGCUCCCCGCGCAGUUCUCCGGCCUGGGCCGGAUCGCGCAGCACUUCCGGGUCCAGGUGCUCUACGACCCGGCCACCGCCCACCCGCAGCUCACCGUCUCCGGCGACAAGAAGACGGUGCACUACCACGACACCUGGAGGACGGUCUGCUACGCCCCCAGGAGGUUCUACCUGUGCCCCGCCGUCCUGGGUCUUCAGAGCUUCACCAGCGGCCGGCACUACUGGGAGGUAGAGGUGGGCACCAAGCCCAAGUGGACGCUGGGCGCCUGCCGGGGCUGCCUGCCCCGCAACUGGCGCAACGCGGUGACGGCGUGCCCCGGCUUCUGGGCCCUUGGGCGCUGCGUGGACACCGGCUACCUCGCCUUCGGCCCCCAGAAAGCCCAGAUCGUGCCCAAAGUGAGGCCCAGCAAGAUCGGCGUCUUCCUGGACUACGAGCUGGGAGAGAUUUCCUUCUACAACGUGGACGACGGGUCCCUGCUCCACACUUUCCAUCAUCGUUUCACCAAAACCAUCUGGCCUUAUUUCUAUAUUGGAAGAGAUCCCGAGCCUCUUAAACUCCUGUCAGUGUCAGAUGAUGAAAUGUAAACAACCUGUUAAUCAUUGCAACUUACUCUUUAGGACCAACUGAACUUGAUCCCGUUUCCAGAAGCGUUGUAAGUUUCACCUUGCACCCAAAACCAGAAGAGAUUUUUUUCAUUCACCCACGUUUUCAGCAACUAUGAGAAACAUUACUGUCGUGAUGAUACAAUGCCAGUCUCAUAGAUAUGAAGUCAAUUAUCAAAUGUGAUUUGAUUUUUUUUUUUUUUUUUU